AUGCCCGACCUACAUUCCCUACCCGAAGGCACCUGGCCUGAACAAGCCAUUCGCAACAAUGGACCAGACAGCCUCGUUCUUGAGCGCGCCAAACUCCGCGAGCUAGCUGAAGGCUGGCCUUGCUACCGCGAUGCCUGCGAAUGGGAGAACUUCAAAUCAAUCUUCCACCCAGGAGCAUAUGUGUAUACUACAUGGUCCGGCCGAGUGUCUUACUUGGAUUUUAUGGCGGCGUCCCAAGCCGGCAUGGACAAGGGGGCAUUCAUCAUGCACCGAUGCCAUGGAGUGACGAGUGACAUCACUCCGGACGCUACCCGCGCUGUCACUAAGAUGAAGGCUACGAUUACACAGCGAUUCACGAUUGACGGUGUAGAAGUGGACGCGGAGGCAGAUUGUCGCUUUUGCUUUUUCUUUGAGAAAAUUGACGGCCGCUGGGGUGCUCGCUUUGUGAGACAUUGGUAUGAGAAGGACAAGUUGUUGUCUGUCAUUCCGAAUCAUUUCCCAAAUAUUGAUGUGGAGAAGCUCAACUCUUAUCCUGAUGGAUACAAGUGUCUGGCAUAUUGCCAGGAACUUACCAUGGGGGUAUCAGUUUUAAAAGAUAUGCCUGGUCAUCGGCGACAUGCGGGGACUGCUUGUGGGGAUAAACAUGAUUUGUUGUAUCGGCUUGCUAAGGAUUGGUUGGAUGGCAAGGAGAUUGAGGUGUAG
Messenger RNA from Penicillium soppii, 702 nucleotides. RefSeq names its product putative pathogenesis associated protein Pep2. The transcript has 2 exons. The record is from RefSeq and is a predicted model, not a curated record. Lineage: Eukaryota; Fungi; Ascomycota; Eurotiomycetes; Eurotiales; Aspergillaceae. Bases 1 to 702 code for a protein of 233 amino acids.